Molecule: messenger RNA, 3534 nt
Organism: Closterium sp. Yama58-4
Lineage: Eukaryota; Viridiplantae; Streptophyta; Zygnematophyceae; Desmidiales; Closteriaceae
Source: the annotation of a GenBank genome assembly
AUGCGACGAGGAUCAACGGCGAUCGAUCUGGCGCUGGUAGCUGAUGUCAUUGACGCGGCGAAGAACGGCAAUAAGGACUGGUACCUGUUGCUGGUGGACUUCAAGAAUGCCUUUGAUUCAGUAUCGAGGGAUUUCUUGUUCGAUGUGCUCCGGCGGAUGGGCUUCCCGGAACGCUUCGUCGGCUGGAUUGAAGGCCUGCACGAGAAAACAACGACAAAGCUUUUGGUCAAUGGCUGGCUGGGGGACGGGCUGGAGGUGGCCUCGGGAGUCAGACAGGGCUGCCCGCUAGCGCCUUACCUUUUCUUCUGCGCGGUGGAGCCCCUGGCUCAGGCGGUGGAAAGAGAGCGGCUGGGGCUUCACAGAGAUGAGCAGCGGCUAACUGCGGACGGGUCGGCAGUUUUUAAAUGGGCUGGAGCCGAUGAUGUUGAGCGCCUGUUGGGGGUUUGGGUGUCGCCAUCUGGGAGCGGUGUAAAAACAUGGGAGAAGACAUUGGAGCGGAUUGCUGAGAAAUUGACUAAGUGGCAGCAGAAAUACCUGACAACCACGGCGAGAGCGACAGUGGUGAACUAUUACAUCAUACCGAUCAUCGCGUUCCAGGCGCAGGUUUACCCUCCGUCGGCUGACGUCUGGGAAGACCUCAUUCGGCUGAUUCAUGGUUUCACAUCCGGGAACAGAGCGUCAGCAGCGAAAGGAUUCAGACUGUGGAGCAAAGAGCUGUUGUACAUGUCGAGGGAGCUGGGAGGGAUUGGAGUGAUGGAUCCUGAGAUCAUCAUCUCCUGUCUUGCGGCGAGAAGGGUCGGCCUUUUUCUCACGGAGGGUGAUGGGUUGAAGAAAGAGCUGAUGGUGCUUGCGGCUGAACUCCCGCUCGGUGCGGACUCCUUCGAGGCUCAUGAGAAGCUGUUCAAGCACUGGGAGGGGCGUAGUGUGCGUUGGAAGCAGACUUGUGAGUGCCUCUCACGCUCGCCGCUGUACACAAGGGCGGCGGCGUGCACGAGGGAAGAGGUUUUGCAGGAGAGGGUGGUUAUUAAUAAGAACAUUUUGUUACGAGGCACCACGCCAAUUGGUGGUCAGAAGGCUGCUAAGGAGCUGUCGGGACUCAGGCUGGGGGCCUUGUUCACAAGGGAGGCGUCAGGUGAGCUAGUGCAGAAAUCCAUGGCGGCCCUGUCGGCAGAGGUUGGGGGUAGUGGUGCUGCGAAGCUGGCGCUGAAGGCUCUGACCUGCUUGCCUGCGGCCUGGUACAAGCUGCUGGGGUUCCCAACCGUGCUUCCUCGCUCGGCUGACUCCCCUCCACGGGUGUUGAUCCUGGAGAGGGGGGAGGUUGCCCCCAUGAAGCAGCUGAAGGAGGGAUGGAAAGGCGACGACGACGAUCAUGAUCGCAAGGACGCCGCCGCCAUGCUCGCGUCGCACAGCGCGUGGCGACAAAUGCUGGCAACCGCGGCGAGGCCGGUGGCGGCGCAUCAUCUCGAGACAGCAGGGGUUGCACCUGGCAGGGACAGUGGAGACGGCGUUGGAAGCACAGCUGCUGCUGAGCGUGCUGGUUCCAGUGAGACCAUAGUUAUCGGUGGUGCCGUUGGUGCUGGUGGCGGUGAAGCAAGGGAGAGUGACGGCGUUCCCCCUUUGUCUGAGUCGGCCACGCAGCAGCAGCCUGCUGCUCUGGUCGUGGCCUCUGCAGCUGCUGCGGUGGGUGCUACUCCCGCUGCUGCCCGUCAUGCAGCCUCUGCUCUGCAGGCCCUCGCCCUCGCGUCGCUGCCGCCCCCCUCGGUUGUGCCGUCGCUCGCAGCGCCACUGGUGUCAGCAGCGUCGGCAGCACUGGCGUCGCUGACGGUAGCAGCAGCACUACCAUCAGAAUCAGUGUGUUCAUGGCCCCUCUCCAUGCCCCUCUCCAUGCGCCUCUCCAUGCGCCCCUCCAUGCGCCCCUCCAUGCGCCCCUCCAUGCGCCCCUCCAUGCGCCCCUCCAUGCGCCCCUCCAUGCGCCCCUCCAUGCGCCCCUCCAUGCGCCCCUCCAUGCGCCCCUCCAUGCGCCCCUCCAUGCGCCCCUCCAUGCGCCCCUCCAUGCGCCCCUCCAUGCGCCCCUCCAUGCGCCCCUCCAUGCGCCCCUCCAUGCGCCCCUCCAUGCGCCCCUCCAUGCGCCCCUCCAUGCGCCCCUCCAUGCGCCCCUCCAUGCGCCCCUCCAUGCGCCCCUCCAUGCGCCCCUCCAUGCGCCCCUGUCUGUGUGCCUGUCACCCCACCCAGAUGUCCAACCAUCUCUUCUGUCUGCGUGAGUUUGCGCUGAUGGCAGGCGCUCUCAACCGAACGCUCGUGGUGCCCAUGGGGCCUCAUGAGCUAACCCUGCCACUCUCCCUCGUGUUUGACGUGCCCUUCCUGCGUGCCUGCUACGGUCCCAAGAUAGCCCUUACCCUCGACGAGUACAAGCAGUUCGUGGGCAAGGGCAGCAUGGAGGUGAACCACGUGCUAUGCCUUGUCAAGGGCUGCCACCUCGUGCCAGAUGCUGCGCCAGGCGGGCAGUUCGUGGCGGGCAAGGGGCGCAUCAGCCUAGCAAACGUGACGGUGCCGGCAGUGGAGCAGUGGGCGUGGUCGGGCCUGCCUGACAAGCACUCGCUGCAAGCGUUCCUCAAGGUGUACAGCCGAGUACCGGACGGGGUGCUGGUGAUGGGCGAGUUCAAGAAGCAACCCAUCACGGAUUCUGUCUUCUUCCGCAUGCUCUCCCCAAUGGACCUCCCGUUCCUGCUGCCCCCACCACCGGGCAAGCAGAAGGGAAAGGCCAAGCCUGCGAAGGUGGUGCCACGAGAAACAUGCCUCGCGUCUCCCGCCAUCCGGGAACAGCCACUGGAGGUCGCAGCUACGGUUGCUGCGGCUGAUACUGCUGCUGCUGCUGGUGCUGCUGGUGCUGCUGGUGCUGCUGGUGCUGCUGGUGCUGCUGGUGCUGCUGGUGCUGCAACAGCUGCUGCUGCAGUGGAGCAGGAACAGCCAUCUACAGAGGCACUAAAGAGAAGACUGUUGAGUCGAUUUGCAGCUGAGGACCACCAGAGCAGAGGCCAGCAAGAGGAGAUGCCACUGCCACCCAAAGCACCGCUCUCACUGCUGGCGGUUGCACAGCUAUCUGGGCCCGAUUCUCAGCCGUUGGAUUCACGAUCUCAGCUGUCGAUGCCCGCGAUCGCACGGCGCAUGCUGCCUGGUGGAUCAAGCGGAGAUGAGGCUUCACUGCAUGAUGAGCUACAGCCUGCCAACAUCAGCAGCGGUCCCGAUGCUUUAGAUGGCAGCAGCAGUGCAGUGCAGCUUGUAACGCUAGCGCAUCUGCUCUCUAAAGAGGACAGCAGCACGUGGCUUCAACCGCUUAUGGAAAAUGGCAUCAAUAUCAAGACCACCCCUCAAGCGGUCCCCACACUGGAGAAGCUGGUGUGUGCGCUGGGUGCUGGCUUUCUGGGCACAGCCCACUCCACCUUCACCAAUGACAUUGUGCGGCUGAGACACGGGUUCCGCACAGCAAGGUGCAGCGAUGAUUAUAUCUGCAGUGCAGGACCGAAAGAAGGGUAG